GUCUAGCUCUCCUCCACGCCCGCGACGCCCCGGCCCCGUCCCCCCUCCGGCCGCUCUAGCCUCCGCUCCUCUCGUUGGUUGGCGCGGGGCCGUCGCACACCCGGCGCGGGAGGCGGAGCGGCAGCCAGAGGGCGGCGCGGUGGGCUGAUUUGGGCCUCCGCUCGCCGCUGCGCCGGCGUCGCGCAGCUCAGCGGUCUCUGAGUGCCUGCGCCGUCGCUCUUUCCGGGCCGGGUUCCGAGGACGGCGGCUCCCCGAGCGUGGGGCCCUGCGCCCCUCUCCCCCAGGCCCUGCGCCGACUUGGGUUCCAGGACGCCAGAGCUAACGCCCACCCAGUCCAGGCCCAGCACCGUCUUUUCCCGGCGGAUUUAGGUUCUUCUUCCCCAAAGGUUGUGUCCAGUGGCCUCAGGGCUCCUGUGAGUUUCGGAUGAGCCCAUAACAAUAUUUAGAAAUGGGGUUCUGGAACCUGGGAAUCCUGGAGAGACACCCUUAGGGCCCCCUGUCGCCGGCUUCUACGUUCUUCUCCAAAGUUGAGGAUCCUUUUCCCGUUCCCUCAGACUCACUACCGCCCGACGUGUCAUGGCCCCCAGGCCAGGGCGCGAGUGGAGCUCCGCCCUGUCCCACCUGGCGCUGGGAUCAGUGUCUCUGUAUGCAGCCCUGAGCACUGCCCAGGCAAAUCGAGGGGCCGCUGCUGGCUUCCUGCUCCAGGCCCUGGCUGCUGCCACCAUGCUGGCCCCAGGGCUGGGCACAGAUGAAGACUGUCUUGCUGGAGACUGGGUGGCCACUGUCAUUGGCCUGCCCCUCCUGGCCUUCGAUUUCCACUGGGUGAAUGGGGACUGCUCCUCCGCCAACCUGCUCCUGGGAGGAGGCAUGGUCCUGGCAGUGGCUGGUGAGCACCUUGGUGCUGAGGGCCGCUCUGUGGCUGGGCAGGCAGUGGUGCUGGUGGUCGCAGUGACCAUCCUCAUUGUGGCUGUUUUCACGACCAACACUUAUGGAAUGUUGGGGGGGGUGAUGCUCGGCGCCGCAGGCCUCCUGAGCCGGCUGGAGGAGGACAGACUGCUGCUGCUGCCAAAGGAGGACGUCUGUCGCUGGGCCCUGGCCGGAGGCAGCUGGGCCUACCACCGGGCCCUGCACACACAGCGCCUGCAGUGGGGGUGAUGGUUGGGGACAGCAAGGCGAGGCUUCUGCCCUGGCUACCACUUUCCCCUCAUGGUUCUGCUCCUAGGGCCUCCUCCUCUAGGGAGAGACUCUCCUUCAACCGAAGCCAGCUUGCUGCAGAGUGACUGGUAAGGGGGCAGAGUCUGGGUACUAUCUUCUUCUCUAGCGCAGUGUGAGGACUUGCCUAGACCAAAAUGAGGGGGACUGGGUCCCGGGCAUGUUUCGGGGCCUGAUUCUGGGCGGGCCAUAGUUGUGGAUCCAGAGAGAGGCUUGGUCUCCAAUAAACCUUAGGGAUUUAGCAGGAA
Molecule: messenger RNA, 1460 nt
Organism: Orcinus orca (killer whale)
Lineage: Eukaryota; Metazoa; Chordata; Mammalia; Artiodactyla; Delphinidae
Gene: TMEM276
Product: transmembrane protein 276
Exons: 2
Coding region: 577-1155 (192 amino acids)
Source: RefSeq, a predicted model, not a curated record